Messenger RNA from Momordica charantia (bitter melon), 792 nucleotides. Lineage: Eukaryota; Viridiplantae; Streptophyta; Magnoliopsida; Cucurbitales; Cucurbitaceae. The record is from RefSeq and is a predicted model, not a curated record.
CUCUUCCACACUUUCCCACCAUCCAAACACUACAUAAGAGUGUGUGUAUAUAUAACACAAUGGGGGAAGAGGGUUUUGAGUGGUGGGUGUAGUGAGAGAGAAAUUAGAAGAGAGAAUCAAUAGUAAUUAAUUAUGAGUGGUGGUGUGAAGUUAGAAGUGGUUCUUAGGGUUUUGGGAUUUGUGUUGAGUUUUGUGGCAGCCAUUGUUGUGGGACUGGACAAACAGACCAAGGUGAUUCCUGCUUUGGACCUUGUUGUUUCUGCCAAGUGGCACUACUUGUCCGCUUUCGUGUAUCUUUUUGCGGUAGAUAUAAUAACAAGUUCAUAUGGAUUGUUAUCACUAUUGUUAACAUUGACAAAUAAGAAUCAGAGUAAUACGUCAAUCUUAUUGCUCAUCGUUCUCGACACCGUGAUGGUGGCGCUACUCUCCUCCGGUGGCGGGGCUGCCAUGGCUAUCGGAAUGAUCGGCUACCACGGCAACUCGCACGUGAUGUGGAACAAAGUGUGCGAUAUAUUUGGUAGGUUUUGCAAGCACGUGGCAGUUUCUACCGUCCUCUCUCUUGCUGGAGCCGUGGUAUUUAUGUCGCUAGUUGUGUUGGCUGUUGUGGACCUGCAAAAGAGGCCCAAAUAAAUGGGCUCUGGGCCCUCUAUAAAAAUAUUUUUAUGGGUAAAACGCAUAAAAGCCCGUUGGAUAAUAUUGAUGUAUGUUGUUUUUCGAGAAAUAUUCCUAAAAUUGUAUAGAAAUUUUGGGGAAAAAAAUAUUGCUUCUUAUUUUCAUUUCCAACAUAAUCAA